Messenger RNA from Prunus armeniaca (apricot), 495 nucleotides. NCBI's taxonomy places the organism in Eukaryota, Viridiplantae, Streptophyta, Magnoliopsida, Rosales, Rosaceae. The record is from the annotation of a GenBank genome assembly.
AUGGCUGACAAAGAACUGGGCGAGGCUGAUAGUGUCAGCAUGGCUGAUGACAAUGACGACAAUGUCAAUACAAAGGAGUGUCAAUACAAAGAAGGGGUAGAUGUAGAAAAUGGGGCGCAAUUUGGAAAUGUUUGUACUAGGUUGGGACGGAGUGUAAAGGAACUACUAUCAAUGCAAAUAGGAGCGCAUCAUCAAACAGGGGACUUUGAGGACCCUGAUAACUUGCGCUUGUACCAGCAGCUGUACAGCUAUGCAACUGAGGGUAAGAAGGGUAUCUUUAACGACACUAUUGCAAAGAAGCUUCAUGAUCCAAAUGCUAGCAUUCAGCUUCUGUCUCGACGGAGCCCCGAGAAUAACACAUUUGUUCACAUAGCUGUGACCUUCGGCCAUGCCCAACUAGCGGCUGAGAUCUUACAACUUCACAAGCCUCUUUUGUUAGAGAAAAACUUUGAGGGCGACACUGCGCUCCACAUUGCAGCCAAACCGGAGAUGUAG